Paramecium sonneborni is the source of this 2093-nucleotide messenger RNA. The record is from the annotation of a GenBank genome assembly. Lineage: Eukaryota; Ciliophora; Oligohymenophorea; Peniculida; Parameciidae.
AUGUUUAGUGGGACAAUAGAAAUAUUUGUAUAUUUAAAAGAAAUAAGAAACAUUGAUCUUUUUCAAUAAGGUGUUUAUCAACUUAAGAUUUGCAUUUAUAAGAAAAACGAGAGUUAAUUAGAAGUUCUGUAAGCUUAACCAUACAUGCUUGUUGAGUAAAAAAGAAUUAUAAAUAAAUAAACAGCAGACACAUAUGUCUAAUCUUCAAAAUUGGUUGAUACAAGUUUUUACAGUAAAGCUUUUAUUAUUAAAUAUUGCGAUUAAAUUGUAGAGUUAAAUGAAGGAUGUGUAUUUAGAAUUGAAAUUUAAGCAUAUCCAGAAAUGAACCUUAAUGAAUUAUAUUGUAUAAUUGAACUUCAUUUUUGUGAACUAAGUACAAUAACAUAAGAAGAUUUUAAGCCAGUAUUAUUCAUUUUGAAUAAUUAGGAUCGAUUGUAGAAUUAUCAAAAAUGUGUAGCAAAAUUUUCGAGCAAAUUACAUAAUGUUAAAUUUAUAAAAGAAUUUGUUCCUUGCGUAUUUAAUGAAUCUCACUUUUGUUUAUUAAAAUUCAGUCUUCACUCAGUUUUAGUAGAUUUUAAAUAUCAUUAAUAAAACGAUAUAUCCAUAAGAUAAUUCAUGAAUAAAAUAACAAAUCAAUGUAAAUGAUCAAAUUAGCAAUUAGUUUCUCCCCACCUAUUAACUGGAUUUUACUAGCAUUAUAAUAAGAUGCUUAUGCAAACAAGUGAAUUACUAGCGAAUUAUUAUUAAGCUAGAGUGAAACAAUGUAUAUCAGAUGAAUAAAUUUAAAAUAAAUACAGUAAGUUUUCUUAUAUAAAUUAUAAAUCGCUAAAUUAUAAACCUUUCUCAGAAUAUGCAUCUAAGAUAAAUGAUGUUAAAGGUAAUCCUUAAUUGCAAUAAGAAAUUUGUAAUUAAAUAUUUUUGGAAAUUAAACACCUUUCAUCAUAAAUCUUUGUGGCUUGGUAUUAAUUUAUAGACGCUUACAAUUUUAUGGCUUGUGCUUUAACAAACAAAUUAGAAUAAGAAUAUUUAUAGAAAAUAAAAGAGAGAUGGGGUGAAAGUAUCUUCUAGCAUAUUUAAACGGUAGAUGAUCUUUCCUUUUAAGAUUCUUAAUCAGGAAAGAACCAUAAAUAAAUGGCUUAAGAAUAUAGAAAUAAUAAUUAUUACAAACAAUUAGAGCCUUUAAAUAUUGAAGAUCUUGAUUUAUUCCCAGAAGCGAAAAUACAUCCAAUAGUUUUUAGGGACGUUUCUUAGAAGUAAUAAAUUUAACGCAAGUAAAUUAAAGGCUUACAUUUAUUUGUAUUUGUUCAUGGCUAUUAAGGAAAUUCAUAUGAUUUAAGAUUAUGGAGAAAUAACAUUUCUGUUAGAUAUCCUGAUCAUCUAACUUUACUCUCUAAGUGUAACUAAGAAAAUACAGAAUAAGAUAUUAUGGCUAUGGGAGAAAAGCUAGCUCUAGAAGUUAAACUUUGGAUUAAAGAAUGGUGUCCAAAAGAUAAUUUUUCUAAGCUUUCUUUUAUCGGUCAUUCUCUUGGUGGUUUGAUUAUUAGAGCUUCUAUGCCAUACUUAAUAAAGUAUAAAGAUAAAAUGUAUACCUAUUUAUCUUUGGCUACUCCCCAUUUGGGUUAUUCAUUAUCAUCUAGUAAAAUAGUAGAUACUGGUUUAUGGGUCAUUCGUAAAUGGAAAAAAUGCAUAUGUCUGAACCAGUUAACAUUAAAUGAUUCUACUAAUAUUUAAGACACUUGUCUUUAUAAAUUAUCUCAAUUAGAAGGUUUAGGCUGGUUUAACAAUAUUGCUUUGAUGAGCUCUUAUCAAGAUACUUAUAGUCCAUUUGAGUCAGCUCGGAUUUAAAGACCUAAAGGAAAUGGCAGAGAUGUUAUAAUCACCAAUAAAAUGAUCGAUAAUCUGAUGGAAACUAUUUAAAAUAGAAAAAUAGAAAGAUUGGAUGUCAAUUAUGAAUAAUCUGGAAAGUAAUUUGAUUGUUUAACUCCUAUAGAUCCUUAGAUGUUAUGAUUGGUAGAGCUGCUCAUAUUGCUUUCCUAGAAAACAGUGCUUUGAUAAAACUAUCUGUUUACAGCUUUGAUGAGUUAUUUGAAUGA